Molecule: messenger RNA, 1461 nt
Organism: Rhodamnia argentea
Lineage: Eukaryota; Viridiplantae; Streptophyta; Magnoliopsida; Myrtales; Myrtaceae
Exons: 3
Coding region: 1-1461 (486 amino acids)
Molecular function (GO): zinc ion binding; nucleic acid binding
Source: RefSeq, a predicted model, not a curated record
AUGAGCGGGCGCGGUAGAAGAGCACCUCGGGCACCCCGAAGGAGGCCCGUGAGGCUGGUAGAUGAGAUCGAUGUUGGAGCAGCACCUCCCGUUGCACCUCCCGCAGCUGGUCCGGCUCGGCAAGAGCCGACUAUGGCAGAGGUUAUGCAAGCUUUAGGAGCUAUGGGGGAGUUGAUAGGGCAGCAGAUAAGGAAUCAAAAUGCCGCUACCGCCGCCGCUGUUGGAGCCCCACCCGUAGCUCCACCUGCAAUUCCGCCAGUGGAUGUGCCACCCGUGGCCGUAGUGGAGGAUCGUAAGGCUCAAAAGAUGGUGGAACAGGUUUCGAAGUUGAAGCCACCGCAGUUCACCGGAAGCGGAGACCCCGAGGCCGCCACCCAAUGGAUUGAAGGAUUGGAGAAAGUGUUCAACUUGCUUAGAUGUUCUAAUGAGGAUAAGGUGGUCCCGGCCGUUUAUCAACUAGAGGCUAGAGAGCGGAAGAUGGCUGAGUUCUUCCGCCUCCCGCGUAAUCAAAUGACUGUCGACCAAUAUGAAGCUAAGUUCUCGGAAUUGUCUAAGUAUGCCCCGAGGUUGAUUGAGGACCCCGAGGAUAGGGCUCGAAAGUUCGGGGACGGACUAAAGCCCGAGAUUAAGAGUAUUCUAGCGCCGUUCAACCUUCGGGACUAUGAUGACCUUUAUGAGAGGGCGCCGAUAGUGGAGCGGGACUUAGGUGAGAGAACCGCCGCAUCCGGGUCGCGGUUUGGAUCCUCAAGUAGAUUUGAGAAGAGGCAAGGGAAGAAGCCUAUGUAUGGGGGCAGACAUAACAUCCCACCCAAUCGCAGAGGAGCGAUCAAUAAACCUGUUUUCCGCCGGAAUGAGGUGUGCAGUCUGUGUCACCAGAGACAUGGACCUGGUCCAUGCCCGUUUAGGAAUGGAGCCUGCUAUGGAUGUGGCCAGCUGGGCCAUCGGGUGAAGGACUGCCCGCAGAGGCAGCUAGGAAGGCGGGCGCCACAACCGAGAGUACCGCUAAGGGGAGCCGCGCCACAAAACUUCCGGAAUCGUCCACAGGCUCAAGGAAGGGUGUUUGCUGUCACCCGUGAGGAGGCGAAGGAUUCGCCGACCGUUUCUACACCUUUAAAGGAUAGUGUAGUGGCUGCAAAUGGAUGUCCUAACCGUAGGCUGGUUAUAGAUGGACAUGAGGGUAGAAUAGACUUGAUUGUGCUGGAAAUGUAUGACUUUGAUCCGAUCGUGGGGAUGGAUUGGUUGAUGAAGCAAAAGGCUGUAGUGGAUUGUUAUCGUAAGGCCAUCCAGUUUAACCCGUUGGAUGGAAUAGGUUUUGAAUUUGUUGGGAGUCGGGGUGGAACCUCAACCUUGUUGAUUUCGUCGUUGGAAGCGACGCGUCUGUUGGAAAGUGGAUGCGAAGGGUAUUUGGCGACCGUAAUGGAUGUAUCGGUUGAGGAACCGAAGAUUGAGAACAUCGCAUGA